Messenger RNA from Hyaloperonospora brassicae, 1257 nucleotides. NCBI's taxonomy places the organism in Eukaryota, Oomycota, Peronosporomycetes, Peronosporales, Peronosporaceae. The record is from the annotation of a GenBank genome assembly.
AUGGCAUCGUACAAACCCACAGUCGUCAUCGACAAUGGCACUGGGUACACGAAAAUGGGUUACGCCGGCAACGCCGAGCCGAGUUACAUUAUCCCGUCCACGAUCGCCGUGAGCGGCCCCGACUCGAGCGCCGUGCGCAGUCGCCAGGGCAUUGACGAUCUCGACUUUUUCAUUGGCCACGACGCGCUGGCGCACGCGUCGACGCACCAGGUGAACUACCCCAUUGCCCAAGGCAUUAUCCACAACUGGGACAACAUGGAGAAGCUCUGGCAGCGCUGUCUGUUCCAGCACAUGCGGUGCGAGCCCGAGGAGCACUAUAUGCUGUUGACGGAGCCGCCGUUGAACCCGCCCGAGCACCGAGAAGCGACGGCCGAGAUCAUGUUUGAGACGUUUAAUGUCCCGGGCCUGUACAUUGCUGUGCAGGCCGUGCUGGCGCUCUACGCGUCGUGGCCCAAGAUCAAAGACCCGAGUCAGCGGUCGCUCACGGGCACAGUCAUUGACUCGGGCGACGGCGUGACGCACGUCAUUCCCGUGGCCGAAGGCUACGUCAUUGGCAGCUGCAUUCGGCACAUUCCGCUGGCAGGACGCGACGUGACGCACUUUAUCCAAAAGAUGCUGCGCGACCGGGGCGAGCCCGUGCCGCCCGAAGACUCGCUCGAGGUGGCCAAGCGCGUGAAAGAAGCGCACAGCUACGUGUGCUCGGACCUGGUCAAGGAGUUUAAAAAGUACGACGCCAAGCCCGACAAGUUUUUCCUGCCGUACUCGGACUUGCACCCGCGGACGAAGCAGCCGUGGACGAUCGACGUGGGCUACGAGCGGUUCUUGGCGCCCGAGAUCUUUUUCAACCCCGAGAUCUUUUCGACGGACUUUACGACGCCGUUGCCCAACGUCGUGGACGAAGCGAUCUUAAAGUGUCCGAUUGACACGCGGCGUGGCCUGUACAAGAACAUUGUCCUGUCGGGCGGGAGCACUAUGUUCAAGGACUUUGGCCGUCGGCUCCAGCGCGACAUCAAGCGGCUCGCGGACGACCGCCAAGCAGCGAAUCUCGCGAUGCACUCCAAGUUCCAGCAAGCGCAUGCCGAAGCGCUCGAGGUGAAUGUGCUGUCGCACCGCAUGCAGCGCUUUGCCGUGUGGUUUGGCGGCAGUAUGGUCGCGUCGACGCCGGACUUUUACCGCGUUUGCCACACGAAGGCCCAGUACGACGAAGAGGGGCCGCGGAUUGCCCGCCACAAUCCCGUGUUCAACGUCACCAUGUGA